UCAAAAAUAAGUUUAUAUAAUUACAAGAUGUGUGCAUCUCUCACUCUCACUUGUCAUUCUCUUCCUCAUCGCUUUAAUUAAUCAAACUCAAUAAUAUUCUGAGAGCGAGGUUCAGAGUUCAGAGUUAGAUCUGAGCAACCCCACCAGCCAGCCAUGGGGGAGAAGAAAGUUGUGAUGAUGAGGUUGAAGGUUGACCUUCACUGUGAGAAGUGCUACAGGAAAGUGAAGAGAGUGCUGUGUAAAUUCCCUCAAAUACAAGACCAGGUGUAUGACGAGAAGCAGAACACAGUGACGAUCAAAGUGGUGUGUUGUAGUCCUGAGAAGAUCAAGCAAAAGAUUUGCUGCAAAGGUGGUGAUUCCAUCAAGAGUAUUGAAAUUCUACCUCCACCCAAGCCUCCUGAAAAACCUAAACAACCCGAGAAGCCAAAGGAACCUCCAAAGCCGAAAGAACCUCCAAAGCCUGCACCCCCACCCCCACCCCCACCGGCACCGGCACCCCCACCGGCACCGGCACCGGCACCGGCACCCCCACCCCCACCGGCACCGGCACCGGCACCCCCACCCCCACCGGCACCGGCACCGGCACCAGCGCCCGCACCCCCACCCCCACCAGCACCAGCGCCCGCACCCCCACCAGCACCGUGCUUCCCACCGCACCCGGCACCGUGCUUCCCACCAAACCCGGGUGCAACGUGUUGCAGGGAAUGCUACGAGGGGCGUGGAGGGGGGCCAUGUUACCAACUAGGUAACUAUGGACCGCCAAGAUAUUAUGACGGAUAUUGCGGGAGGCCGGUGUAUGAUAGCUGGGGUGGAGGUCGCGGUGGCGGUGGCUAUUGUUACAAAAUUAAUAGAUGUGAUUACUUUUGCGAAGAGAAUCCUAAUGCAGCUUGCACAAUCAUGUAAAAGCAAUGGUAGUGCAUGCAUCAUUUGUCGUUGUCUUUGAGCUAGCUGGUUUCAUUAUAGUUACGUUGUUUGGUGGGUUUUGGGUUUGGUUUUUAAUACAAAUGUUGUAUAGGACAAUAAAGAUAAAAAUAAGGUUGGAGAUGUUAUUAUACUUCAAUUAUCGACUAAUAAAAAGUUAAUCCAUUAUUAAUUUCA
Pistacia vera is the source of this 1098-nucleotide messenger RNA. RefSeq names its product leucine-rich repeat extensin-like protein 3. The transcript has 3 exons. Lineage: Eukaryota; Viridiplantae; Streptophyta; Magnoliopsida; Sapindales; Anacardiaceae. Gene Ontology annotation, biological process: regulation of defense response to fungus. Bases 154 to 903 code for a protein of 249 amino acids. The record is from RefSeq and is a predicted model, not a curated record. Gene Ontology annotation, molecular function: metal ion binding.